AUGUCGGAUGAAAUGCAAGGGGUACAGAUGGAAGGCUUGAGUCGACAAGAGUCCGAACAAACUGUCUCUGUUUUAGUAGAAGGUCAAGCGUUCAAGAUUAAUAAAAGGCUUCUCUUUCGUAGAGUUCCUGUCUUAAGCAAUCACAGAUUUCCGCUCCCCUUUAACGUAGAUGUCCAAACAUUCGAUGCGUUUUUAGAUUGGCUCCACGAGGAUAAGCUGCCAGCGUUGCACGGAAUUUACCACGAGGACUCGGGAAAAUUCACAUACGCAGGUUACAACCCCGACGCACUAUACAGACUAGUCACACACUUGGAACUGGGCGCUCUCGCCGACAACAUCAUGGAUUGCAUCGCAAAAGCUCACGUUUCUGUGGGUGUUGGUUUCAGCAAAGAUGAAAUCACGAAAAUAUAUAUCGAACAAGAUCCACACUGGGGUCUUGCUCUUUUUACCGCUUAUUGGAUCCAUCUCGAAGACACACGUCCAAACGACUACAUGAAAGUUACGACCAAGGCAGAUCGCGAAGAUCUUUUGAAUAACGAAACUAUCGCUAUUGAUGUGCGGCUCCUUCGCGGACCAUUGUAUGUGGGAAGUCAUACAAAAUGCAGAUAUCAUCUUCAUAAUUUUAAUGCAGAUGGGACGUGUCCACGAGCCCACAGUACCGAUAUCUGCUUGUGGGUUAUGAAUAAAGAUGGUGACAUGGAGGACAUGCAAAGUUGGAGAACCAAGAAGUUUUUGGAUCCAGUACAGACUCAAAGCGAUUAA
Molecule: messenger RNA, 762 nt
Organism: Botrytis deweyae
Lineage: Eukaryota; Fungi; Ascomycota; Leotiomycetes; Helotiales; Sclerotiniaceae
Exons: 2
Coding region: 1-762 (253 amino acids)
Source: RefSeq, a predicted model, not a curated record